Molecule: messenger RNA, 522 nt
Organism: Colletotrichum higginsianum IMI 349063
Lineage: Eukaryota; Fungi; Ascomycota; Sordariomycetes; Glomerellales; Glomerellaceae
Exons: 3
Coding region: 1-522 (173 amino acids)
Source: RefSeq, a predicted model, not a curated record
AUGCAUUAUUCUCAGCUCAUCCUCUCCCUCUUUUGCGUCUUCACCUUCGUCAACGCUCUGCCUGUGCCGGCACAGGGAGAAGCGGUCGUCGCGCGAGCCACCAAAAAGGGAAACACAAAGGCUGAGACCGCUGGCAUCAAGCAGAACAUAAAUAUUCAAAAGGAAGAGAAGAAGGACGCCAAGGGUGUGGCCAAGGCCAAGAACCCUAAUGAAUUCAAGAAGGCCAAGGGCGAGCUCGUCAAUACCAUCGAGGACGGAAAGAAAGUCCGCGAGAAGAACCAAAAGAACGCUGACCCGAAAAACAAAAAGCUCAAUGAUGGUCUGAAAAAGGUCCAAGGCGCGCAGGCCGUAGAGGAAAAGCAAGCCAAGGGUCUGAAAGGGAACACCUCCAAGGCUGAUAAAGCUACCCUCAAGACUCUUCAGGGAGAGUUUAGCAAGGGUAUUGAUGUGAACAAGGGCAACUUGAAGGCUGCAAAGGAGGGUAGCAAGAAGACGAACACGGGCAAGAAGGGGGGUAAAUAA